Messenger RNA from Vombatus ursinus (common wombat), 3177 nucleotides. It is a transcript of the gene TLE3, whose product is annotated as TLE family member 3, transcriptional corepressor. Gene Ontology annotation, cellular component: transcription regulator complex; nucleus. The transcript is spliced from 17 exons. Gene Ontology annotation, biological process: negative regulation of canonical Wnt signaling pathway; regulation of DNA-templated transcription. The record is from RefSeq and is a predicted model, not a curated record. Gene Ontology annotation, molecular function: transcription corepressor activity; protein binding. The coding region runs from base 1187 to 3130 and encodes 647 amino acids. Lineage: Eukaryota; Metazoa; Chordata; Mammalia; Diprotodontia; Vombatidae.
UCUCGCGGCAGUUCAGACCUCGUGCUUGUCCCCCUAGCCUCUGUCUGUGUGUGGUAUCCGCAAGGUCCGGGGUACUUUUUUUUUUUUUUUUUUUUGGUGUGAGUGUAUGUACGUGUGUGUGAGUGUGUGUUUUGGGGGUUAGUAGAGGAAGAGGAAAGGAGAGGGGCCGAGUGGAAAGCCACAGAGCUCUCUUGUCUUGCCGGGUCUUUCCUCUUGAGCGUCUCCCGUUUGCCCGUCCUCCGAGGCAGCAGCAAGAGGGCUUUCUUGUCUUCGGGAUUUGCCAUUCUCUGGCUUUGAGGAGAGCGAAUUUUUUCCCAGAGUGGACCCUGGCUAGUUCCUUCCUGCGCCUGGUGGAGUUAGGAUGCCAAGCAGUUGAAUCGUAUCUACUUAGAAGCGGCUUUUCUCCAGCUCCGGGAAGGGAAUUGAAGCCACAGCCACCGCGGAGGAGCAGCUGGGUUCUCCGAGGGGGGUGGGGGGAGGGUGGUCAAACGGCCUGAGCUGAGCUGCUGUCCUCACUCCUCUGCACUCUCACCGCCUCAACUCGCCACCUUGGUCUUUCCUAAUUCAUCCUUUCUCCCCUGGGAGGGUUUUCUUCGGAGCCAGCCCGGAGCCCGGCUACGUUGGGGAUCUUGUGAGCGCUCGGGUUGGUGGAGCUGUCUGGUCGUGGCCCCCUCCUAGCCCGGCGGCGGUGAUACGGAGGAGGGGGUAGAGGAGGUCCGUAGUAACUGCAUCCACUGGUCUUGGGACUCCAACGCAGGACACCGCACCCUCCCCCGGUGAAUCCGCGGGGAGGACAAGGAUGUCUACGAACCCCCCGAGUCUGACUCCCUCUUCGCACUCGAGGGAAACCGGGCGGCUGCUGGCGGCGGAGCCCUAGCUAGACAAAGACAAGGAGACCCCCCCCCCCCAUUCCCCACCACUAGCAAGCUCGGCCCCGGCCUCCCCAUUCGCCUUCUGGAAGGACUUUUUUUUUCCUUAAUUUUUCCUUGGCUCUUUGUUUCUACUUGUGCCUGCUUCCCGAGCUUGAGAUAUUGUUCCGAGAGUGGGGUGGGGGGGGCGGGGGAAACCACUCAAUUUCCCUGCCGCCCCCUGGUCCGGCUUUCCCCGCUCCCCAUCUCCCUCACCUCCCCGGGUUCAGGUCUCUGUGCUUCAACCGACUCUCGCAGAAUCACGACCCCUCCCUGCGAUGUAUCCGCAAGGCAGACAUCCGGCUCCCCAUCAACCCGGGCAGCCGGGAUUUAAAUUUACUGUGGCCGAGUCCUGUGAUCGAAUCAAAGACGAAUUCCAGUUCUUACAAGCUCAGUAUCACAGUCUCAAAGUGGAGUACGACAAGCUGGCCAACGAGAAGACCGAAAUGCAGCGCCAUUAUGUUAUGUACUAUGAAAUGUCCUAUGGUCUGAACAUUGAAAUGCACAAACAGACAGAAAUUGCUAAGAGACUGAACACAAUUUUAGCUCAGAUCAUGCCUUUUCUGUCGCAAGAGCACCAACAGCAAGUUGCACAAGCUGUGGAACGAGCCAAGCAGGUGACCAUGACGGAGUUGAAUGCCAUCAUCGGGGUACGUGGACUCCCCAAUCUGCCUCUCACCCAGCAGCAGCUCCAGGCCCAGCACCUCUCCCACGCCACUCAUGGCCCCCCUGUCCAGUUGCCGCCUCACCCUUCGGGCCUCCAGCCACCAGGCAUCCCUCCAGUCACAGGAAGCAGCUCAGGGCUGCUCGCGCUUGGUGCCCUUGGCAGUCAGGCCCACUUGACUGUGAAAGAUGAGAAAAACCAUCAUGAGCUGGAUCAUAGAGAGAGAGAAUCCAGUGCGAAUAACUCUGUAUCUCCUUCUGAAAGCUUGAGGGCUAGUGAAAAGCAUCGAAGUUCUGCUGACUAUGGCAUCGACUCGAAGAAGAGGAAAGCAGAAGAAAAAGACAGCAUGAGUCGAUAUGAUAGCGACGGGGACAAGAGUGAUGACCUUGUGGUAGACGUAUCCAAUGAGGAUCCAGCCACACCCCGGGUCAGUCCAGCCCACUCCCCUCCUGAAAAUGGGAUAGAUAAAACCCGAGGACUGAAAAAGGAUGCUCCUAAUAGCCCUGCCUCGGUGGCUUCCUCCAGUAGUACUCCUUCUUCUAAGACAAAAGACCUUGGUCACAAUGAUAAAUCCUCUACCCCUGGUCUCAAGUCAAACACACCAACUCCAAGAAAUGAUGCCCCAACUCCUGGAACAAGCUCGACUCCAGGGCUCCGAUCAAUGCCAGGCAAACCAUCUGGCAUGGAUCCCCUAGCUGAUUGCCAAAGUCUCUCACAGUUUGAAGUUCAGUGGAUUCUACCAGAGAAAAUUUCCAAGAGGCCUGAAUUUCAAAGGGAGAUCUUAGCAUCUACUCUCCGGACUCCCAUCUCUAUUGGCUCCUAUGCAACUCCAUUUGCUAUGAUGGGCCAUCAUGAGAUGAAUGGCUCACUCACUAGCCCAGGGGCCUACGCAAGCCUACACAACAUCCCUCCUCAAAUGAGUGCCGCGGCCGCUGCUGCAGCUGCCUAUGGUCGAUCACCAAUGGUGAGCUUUGGAGCUGUUGGUUUUGACCCCCACCCCCCGAUGAGAGCCACUGGACUGCCCUCAAGCCUUGCUUCCAUUCCUGGAGGAAAACCGGCUUAUUCCUUCCACGUGAGUGCUGAUGGCCAGAUGCAGCCAGUCCCCUUUCCCCAUGAUGCACUAGCUGGGCCUGGAAUUCCUCGGCAUGCAAGACAGAUCAACACGCUGAGCCAUGGGGAGGUGGUGUGUGCUGUGACCAUCAGCAACCCUACCCGGCAUGUCUACACUGGAGGCAAAGGAUGUGUGAAAAUCUGGGACAUCAGCCAACCAGGAAGCAAAAGCCCCAUUUCUCAGCUUGACUGCUUGAACCGAGACAACUAUAUCCGCUCCUGUAAGCUCCUUCCCGAUGGUCGCACACUCAUUGUGGGUGGUGAGGCCAGCACACUGACCAUCUGGGACCUGGCAUCCCCAACACCUAGAAUCAAAGCUGAGCUGACGUCCUCUGCCCCAGCCUGCUAUGCCCUGGCCAUCAGCCCUGAUGCCAAAGUUUGUUUUUCGUGCUGCAGUGAUGGGAAUAUUGCUGUUUGGGACCUUCACAACCAAACCCUGGUCAGGUAAGGACAGGAACUAGAUUGUGGCAGCACAGAGAGAUGGACUCUACCACC